UUAAAUAAAAAAAAUCUGAGCAACCAAUAAACUGUCGAGGAUCGGAAACAGGGCGUGGAUCUAUCGCUCAAUCCAAACAACCUUUCAACUUUGACACAGUUUCUCUCAACUGUGAAAGUACUCGACUGACAGUAAGAUGUCGAGAAAAGUGGUUGAAUUAUUCUAUGAUGUUGUAUCUCCUUAUUCCUGGCUGGGAUUUGAGGUACUGUGUCGCUACAAAAAUGUUUGGAACAUCGACCUCAAAUUGAGACCCGCAUUUUUAGGGGGAGUCAUGCAUGGCUCAGGUAACCGGCCCCCUGGAAUGGUUCCCAAUAAGUUUCUGUACAUGAGUACAGAUCUGCAUCGACUGGCUGAGUACUUUGGAGUGCCUUUGUCUCCACCUGCUAACCCAGCUGAGGUCAUGUUUGAGAAAGGGUCUCUGCCCGCAAUGCGUUUUGUAACAGCCGUGGCAGAGAAACAUAAAGAUGGAGAUGUACUGGUAGAGAAAGUGUCCAGGGAACUCUGGAAAAGGAUCUGGAGCACUGAUCAGGACAUUACCCAGCCUGCGUCACUCACUGAGGCAGGAUUAAAGGCAGGCCUUUCAAGCAAUGAAGUGGAGGAACUUCUUAAUCUGGCCAAAUCUCAACCAGUCAAAGACAAGCUGAAGAAUGUCACAAAGGAAGCACUGGAAUAUAAAGCUUUCGGGUUUCCACUGACAGUGUGUCAUGUGAACGGAAAGCCAGAAGUCUUCUUUGGUUCUGACCGAUUUGAGCUCAUGGCACACUGCAUUGGGGAAAAGUGGGUGGGGCCUCAGCCUACCAAGCCCACAGCCAUGCUGUGAUCACCACUUACCUGUACUUUGUAUAUUUUAACAAAUUCUAUAAAUUUUGUUGUAAAAGCACAUUCAGUAUUUUCAAUUUUAGAUAUAAACAUGAAUCCUGUUAAAAUUUUCUAAAACUAUUCACAGUUAGCUUUCAUUCCAAUAUUAAAGCUUAAUAAUGGUGCCCUUAA
Molecule: messenger RNA, 990 nt
Organism: Paramisgurnus dabryanus
Lineage: Eukaryota; Metazoa; Chordata; Actinopteri; Cypriniformes; Cobitidae
Source: RefSeq, a predicted model, not a curated record